Penicillium roqueforti is the source of this 3195-nucleotide messenger RNA. RefSeq lists its product as uncharacterized. NCBI's taxonomy places the organism in Eukaryota, Fungi, Ascomycota, Eurotiomycetes, Eurotiales, Aspergillaceae. The transcript is spliced from 6 exons. The record is from RefSeq and is a predicted model, not a curated record. Bases 1 to 3195 code for a protein of 1064 amino acids.
AUGGCGAACCCUCAAACUCAUCAGUCGGGCUCAUCCUUUGGGUCAAUGCCGUCGCAGCAGGAUGCUCAAGAUGAUACAAGCAAGAGGAAAACGUUAUUCUUCGGUUUCGUCAAAAAAACAUGGCAGAAGACGGGCUUGGACAGACCCACCAUCCUCUUGAUGAUGAAGGGCGGUAUUCCACCAACUAUAGCCAUUUCUAUCUACCAAUCCAUGGCUGUUGCCGACGAGUACACGACUUUAGGCUAUCUCGUGGCUAUCGUCUCGAUUCUGGGCUUUGCGAUCAUGCCCCGCGCAAAGUUUAUCCAAAUGAUGAUCUUUGACCUCUUGGCUGUCUCUAUCGCAGCAUGUUUCGCCCUGUUGACAAUGUUCUCCAGUGUCCGGGCGCGCCAACACACCGCUACUGACUCUACUGAUCCAUACAAUUCUUCCGCGUCCGCUGUUAGCUGUUUGUGGCUGUUCUUUCAAAUCUGGAUGGUUCACACCUUCCGCGCCAAAAACCCACAGCUGCAGUUCCCCGUGAUUAUUUACGCGAUUUUUGCAAAUAUUGCUUCGGUAUACGCGCCGCAAAUGAAGACUAUGACAGCCGCGUUCAGUAUGGUGAGCCAAUUGCUCAAAGCCUUCAUUACUGGUCUCGGUAUUUCAACAGCGACGUCGCUGUUGAUCCUUCCUAUGACGUCACGGCAGGUCGUCUUAAAACAAAUGGCGAGCUACAUUGGCGGGCUUCGCUCGGGCUUGCAUGCUCAUGCUCUAUACUUUCAAUCAUUGGAAAGGGAUGACAUGUUCGGUCGCACAGAGACCUAUGAUGAUGCCCGUGAAAAGUUUGGCAAAAAGGGAAAGGUCUACAGUCCCGAGGCAGAAGCAAUCCGUGGUGCAGUCCGACAGAUCACGGAUAUCCACGCUAAACUCCACGGCGAUCUCACAUUUGCGAAGCGUGAGAUCGCAUUAGGGAAAUUGGGACCAGACGAUCUUCAGGCGAUCUUCCGUCACCUUCGCCAGAUUAUGAUCCCGGUUGUGGGGCUGAGCUUCGUGGUGGAUAUCUUUCAGCGCAUGUCAGACUAUAACAGAUGGAAUAAGCCCAUUGAUUUAAAUGAGCCUGUAGUCCCGGAGGAUGUCCGACGGCGGGUCGUGCAUGAGUGGAAUGAGAUCAUGAGGGCGGUACACGAUCCCUUCGCUGUAAUGAUCCAAACUAUUGACGAGGGAUUACUGCAUACGUCGUAUGUUUUCAGGCUAACAAAGACCCCCAAACGCAGAGCUACAGCGAAAUCUGAAGAUGACAAUUCAACGGAGCAAGACAAAGAUGUGGAGGCCAGAGCCGAUAACACUGCUCCUGGUGAAAAAGCAUUUAUCGAGUAUUUUGAAAAGAAACUUCGCGAAUUUGGGAGUGCAAAACGCCUUGCUUUGCAGACAUGGGCCGAGGAGAAGGGUGUCACACUCCCGCCCGACUUUUUCGACAACCCUGCUUCUGCUGAAAUGCCGACCGCCGAUUUGCUGGAUACAUCAGCUACGCAAAAAGAGCGAAGCCAGCGGCAGCUGUAUCUAUUUCUCUACAUGGAACAAUUGCUGUACUCCACCGGUCAAACUGUGCUUGACUUUGUCCGUUAUGCCGAUCAUAUUCAGGCGAAAGGGAAGUUAUCAAAGAGUCGACUCAUCAUUCCUGGUGGUAAGCGCGUGUGGAAGUGGGCCAGGUCCUUUUUGAAUCCGGAAGACCACGAAGAUGAUAAUAUGGGUGACAUUCAUACACAAAACAACAUCCUCCAGCUUGGAGAGGCUUAUAAACUUCGUAAAGACCCGGAGCAUCUGCCACCGACUACUAGUUUUCAGAAGAUUGGGGACAAAAUUCGUGUCAUUCCAUGGUUUCUGCGCUCGUUCGAGUCGACCUAUGGCUUCCGUGUCGCAUGUGCCACCAUGACUAUUGCAGUCAUCGCCUUCCUACGUGAUACCCAAACCUUCUUUACUGCGCAAAGACUAGUCUGGGGUUUGAUCAUGGUCAAUCUCAGCAUGUCUCCCACCUCGGGACAGAGCAUUUUCAGUUUCGUGUUGCGGAUUUUGGGUACAUUCCUUGCAAUGGUAGCCAGUCUUUUAAUCUGGUAUAUCCCAGGUAAAAGUAUACCUGGAAUUAUCGUUUUCCUGUUUAUCUUUGUCUCCAUUGCUUUCUACAUCCCCAUCAAGAUGUUCCGCUUCAGGGCUGUGGGGAUGAUCAGCAUCAUCACGACAACCAUGAUCGUUGGUUACGAGCUUCAAGUUCGCCGAGUCGGGGAAGCGGUCGCGACAUCCAAUGGACAGACCUAUUACCCAAUAUACCUCUUGGCACCUUAUCGGCUAGCUGUUGUGGCGGGCGGUAUCGCUGUCGCAUUCAUUUGGACGUUCUUCCCAUAUCCAAUAUCCGAGCACUCAGUUCUCCGUCAAAGUCUAGGAGCAUCGUUAUAUCUUCUGGCGAACUACUACUCUAUCAUUCACGAGACAGUCUCCGGUCGCAUGCGUGGUGACGAGGGCGAACGUUUACUCAAGACAUCUCCGGGUCGCAAACUUGAGAAAGCACGACACAAAGUGUUCGCAAAACAGAUGCUUAUGCUAGCCGGUUUACGGACAUACUCUGGAUUCCUUCGAUGGGAAGUCCCGGUCGGUGGUCGGUUCCCAAAAAAGCAGUAUGAUUCGAUUAUUCUCUGUGUAGAAAAUAUCGUGAACUACCUCAGCUUGCUAGGCUACGCAUCUGAUACCAUCAUGUAUCUCGGCGACGGCGACAAUCCUACAGAUACCGCCUGGAUGACUGAUUUUCGACGGCUGUUCAAUGCUGCUAAAGUGACGACCCACGAGGUCACAUCUUUGCUUUGCCUUCUUUCUGCUAGCAUUACAAACCGUCAACCUCUACCGCCGUAUCUCAAAGCACCCCGUCCUUAUGGCUUCGCGAACCGCUUGAAUGAACUUAACAGUGAGCUUCUAAGCCUCCGGCACAUUGCGGAGCCGGGAUUCGCGGCUUUUGCUGUUCUACAAAUUUCGACCCGUUGCAUUGUCGGUGAUAUGGACAGAUUACUGCGGCUUGUCAAGGGCUUAGUGGGCGAAUUAGACUUCUCUUUCCAUGCUGUAAGCACAGGAGAGUCAUUGGCUGAGUCGCGAGUGACUUCUCGGGUGGGAUCAAGGGUGGAUUUGAGCGGGUACGCAUCAUCACAACCUGAUGAUCGGCACAAAAACGAUUGA